AUGAGUACUCAGCUGUCUGACCGUCCAGCUGUCAUUGUCCAUGUCCACAACAGAUAUUACUGCUGUAAGAAAAAUGAUUCUGAGGUGGACGUGGCCUCCAUGGCAGGACCGGAUCCUCUCGCUCACUUUCCAUGCAACGCCUGCAACGCCCUCGCCAUGGACGGCACUGCCAUCACCCCCGUCUCUCUGGAUCAGCUGGAUUCGGGUUCUCACCACUGCCCCAGCUGUUCACCGUACACCCUGCGCUCGGGACUCACAGACGACAUGCGUAACGGAGGGGAGCGUCUCGGCUUCCAUACUUACUACGAGAACCCGUCUGUAUCUCUUCCCCUGUCGGUUCACCCUCAGAGCUCCUCCCCUCUGAGCUACUGCAGUCCCUCGGACACGUUUCCUCCCCCGCCGCGCUCCUACAGCACUGACGUCUGA
Messenger RNA from Pundamilia nyererei, 426 nucleotides. RefSeq names its product protein FAM163B-like. The transcript has 2 exons. NCBI's taxonomy places the organism in Eukaryota, Metazoa, Chordata, Actinopteri, Cichliformes, Cichlidae. The coding region runs from base 1 to 426 and encodes 141 amino acids. The record is from RefSeq and is a predicted model, not a curated record.